Messenger RNA from Marasmius oreades (fairy-ring Marasmius), 1065 nucleotides. RefSeq lists its product as uncharacterized. The record is from RefSeq and is a predicted model, not a curated record. The transcript is spliced from 6 exons. Bases 1 to 1065 code for a protein of 354 amino acids. Lineage: Eukaryota; Fungi; Basidiomycota; Agaricomycetes; Agaricales; Marasmiaceae.
AUGUCUCCAACGACAUCAUAUGGGCCGAUUGGAGAGUCACCAGCUGAGCUCCUACUGGAGAGGACCUUCAUGCAAGCAGGUUAUCUUACAGGCUUCGGGUACGGCUUCCAGCUAGCACUUUGGAUGGCUUGCAUGCGAAUCCUUUGGCGUCGAGUUCAGAAGGCAACCCCUGGAAAGAAGUCCGCGCUGUAUCUGAUGGUCUACAUCACCAUUCUAUGCAUUAUCGAUACUAUUUGGACUGCAGUAUCAACAUUCGGAUUACAAGCAACUUUUAUCGACAACCGAAACUAUCCUGCCCCUGAUCCUGCUAGUCCGGGGGGUCCUAUCGCCUAUCUACAGGUCGAAUUCUCGCAAUCCUUCAAUAUCGUUGCACAGGUUGUCUUCACACUUGGGAGCCUUAUGACAGAUGCACUCUUGAUUUGGCGAUGUAAAGUAAUUUGGGCUGCAAACCCUGUCAGAAGUGGGUCAACUCUUGUUAUAAUCUUCCCGAUAGUUAUGUUCUUUGCUUCGCUUGCAUUUGGCGUUGUGUUUGGAAUACAAACGGCUUCCCCGGAAGGCUUGUUUAGCCAAAAGACGGCAUCUUUUGCUGUCCCAUUCUUCGCAAUAUCGCUGUCGCUCAAUAUCAUAUUGACAUUAUUGAUUCUCGGAAGAAUUUGGUACUACCAAAAGAGAGUAAACUCGGUCCUAGAGAUCGAGUAUUCCAAGCCGUACUCGCUGUUAUCCAUGAUGUUCGUGGAGUCGGCAGCAUUAAAUUCAAUCAUCUCCAUUCUGCUAUUGGUUACAUUUGCCUUGGGACAUCCUAUUAACCAGAUCUGGCUUGGUCUUACCCCCGCCACACAGAAAAUUGCAAGUUAUCUUAUUAUUUACCGGGUUGCUCAGAACAAAGGCUGGGCAUUCUCUACCACUCGCCAGUCACGACCAGCUGUUUCGAUGGCCUUUGCAGCGACUAGUGAUGAAUUAGAUACACAUACUAGUCGUGGUGUCACGGAUACCGAUAUGUCGCUCCAAAUUCUCACCCUCGACGGAAAGUCAUCAAGAAAUGCCAGCAUUCAACGGGAAUUUUGA